AUGCGAGAAAAAAGGAUAUCCUUAUCCUAUAUAACUUAGACAAUAAUUUCUGAUGAUAUGAAAAUUGCGGAUUAAUUUAAAAUGAAUCUUGAAACUCAAACUUUUAAAUCAGGGCUACAUGUAUAUAUAAAUUAUAAAUUCAGAAUAUAGAAAUAACAAAACUAUUCGAGGAUGCUAGAAAAGGCCAUCUAUUUUGA
Messenger RNA from Paramecium sonneborni, 197 nucleotides. NCBI's taxonomy places the organism in Eukaryota, Ciliophora, Oligohymenophorea, Peniculida, Parameciidae. The record is from the annotation of a GenBank genome assembly.